Cercopithifilaria johnstoni is the source of this 1656-nucleotide messenger RNA. NCBI's taxonomy places the organism in Eukaryota, Metazoa, Nematoda, Chromadorea, Rhabditida, Onchocercidae. The record is from the annotation of a GenBank genome assembly.
AUGGAAUGUAACAAACGAUACCGAAGAAAUACAACAACGAAUAGGCAAAAAAAAUAUAUAUCAUCAAAUGAUUCAUUUGUUUUUGGGGAAGUCAGUUCGAAUGCUGAACAAUUAAGAAGGAAAAGAAGUCGGAAUAAUGCUAUGCGAAGUAAUCGUAAUCGCGAUAUGAAUGAAGUUAAGCGUAAUCGUGGUAUGAAUGAAAGUAAUCGCGGUAUGAAUGAAGUUGAUCAUACAACCGAUGAACAGCAAUCGUCUCAUGGUAAUGCAAUUGUUGAGGAAAGUGAUAUACCAGGAUUCGCAUAUGACAGUGUAACUAAACGCUACUAUAGAGUUCAACCGCAAGCUAGUGGUCCUAAUAUUGGAUUUCGUGAAAGUGAUUUAAAAGGCAAUCGGCAACAUAAUUUAUUUAUGGCUGAACGUGAACGAUGUUGUACAAAAUCGUGCCCUUCUGUUUCGUGGUUACCAAAAAUGAUACGGCGGAGAGAAUUAUACGGCAGCAGUAUGUCCCGAUUUACACGUUUGGUUGCUGAGGGAGCACUGCGUGGCGUCCGAAAAGAGCCCAGUUACGUUCAGAGAGGAUAUACCGACAUUGAGACAUUGCAUUCCUGUCAUUAUGUGGACAUUAGUGAUGAUGGAAAAACCAUUGUUGGAUGUUGGUCAGUGAGACAUCAGCGGGGUGAGGGAUGGAGAGACAUAUGUGGUGCGCGAUUUAUUUGUUUCAAAGUUACAGCAGGCCAUUAUGACAAGACGGAAAGUGUGUAUUGGAAUAAGUUCGGGUUAAAAAUUCGAAGCAGUACAUAUGGUGCAAAUCUGGUGAAGUCAAAUUUAAUGGAUAUAUGUGUCGAGCCGGUAAACGACAAUGUCACAUGUGCAUUGUACGUUACGACGCAAACUAUUGUUACUAUGCAUAAUCGAUUUUCAACUUUAAGUCGAGUUUGCAUUGAGCCAGUAGCUGAAUUUUCCUCAGUUUAUGAUGCAACGGAAUUGCAUUUACCUUCAUAUAACAUGAGAUGGACAUGUCAGAAAUAUGUGCGUGCAAUAGCUUUCAAUAGAAAUCGAAUGGGAAUUGGAAUUGGUUUGGAAGAAAAUGCAGUAUUUUUGGACAUUUCGACGGAACGAACUACUCGUAUUAACAGUCUGGAAAGAGGUGUCAUGAGCCUAUCUUUUAAUGCGGAUGGAAAUUUAUUGUUUAUGGGUUUAAUAGGUAAUAAUGUAACUUGUUCCGAUUUGCGAAUGAAUAACCGAGAGACUGUUGCAACCUACAAUGAUACGGAAAGUGUGGGUUGGCUGAAGACGUUGCGAACAAAGCCUGAUAUGCUUGUUACUGAAGAUCAUGUUGGAAUUAUAAAAUUUUGGGACAUUCGAAUGGUUAAGCCCCUGUUUAGGAUUGAAGAUAAUAUAAAUCCUUAUAAUAAAACGCCAAUGCAUCUCGAGAAGGAUGAAAGGAUUCUCUUCUCAGCUACCGCAGACGGAAUUACACGAGCUUGGUCAACUUACAACGGAGAGAAGUUAUGUGAGUUCCCGAGUCAUGAUCCGAGGAAUUCAUCGCGGAAACCGAAACUUGUUUAUGCAUCUAAUUGGGGUGGUUUCUCCGGCAACGCUGCUAUUCUUGUAGCUACUGGAAGUGAAUUUCAUGUUCAUGAAUUAGUAUUAUAA